UCCAUAUGAUCAGAGCCCAGAAGAUAUUAUUAAUUGGCAAGCUUAAAGGUUACAGUAUCCUUGCUAUUGCAGAGGAAUUGCCAGACAAUGGCAAAAUCUUUGCCUGUGCAGAAGAGCCCUAUCUCGGAGUGUACAGCCAGGAGGCAUUUGAUCAUUCCUCAGAUGGCAAAAAGAUAAGCCUGCGAGUGGGACCAGUGGCAGACACCUUGGAGGCAUUACAUGCUGAGGACGAGCACUUUGAUAUAGUCUUUAUUGAUGCUGAUCAAAGGAAUGCUGUUCAGUACUACAGCUUUGUCAUGGAUAACCACUUGCUGAGCAUGGAUGCAGUGAUCUGUGUAGAGAAUACACUCAUGAAAGGACAAGUCUACCUGGAAAAUGUAUCAGAUGAAAAUGUACUAGCUGUCAGAAAAUUAAAUGCAGUGAUUAAUUCAGAUCCUCGUGUUGAGCAGGUGGUUUUGCCUGUGCAGAGUGGACUGAGCCUCAUCCGAAGGAGCCCUGUGCCUCCAGAUGCAGUGAUUGAGUCCAAGACACAAGUGGUGAAGGAUGAGGUUUUCUGGGGCUGCAACCGGCGCCGCAUCCUGGAGCGGCUGCGCUUGGACGGCAGGGUCGCCUACGUCACAGGAGGAGGGCAGGGCAUUGGCAGGGCCUUUGCCCACGCCCUGGGGGAAGCUGGGGCUAAAGUGGCCGUGGUGGAUCUGGUCCUUGCCAAGGCAGAAGCGGUGGCAUGUGAGCUCAGCCUCAAAGGCAUUAAAAGCCUUGCCCUGGCAGCAGAUGUGAGCAAGCCUGAGGAUGUACAAAGGAUGGUGGAUGCAAUUGUGUCUCGCUGGGGCACAGUCCACAUUGCAUGCAACAAUGCAGGCAUCAAUCUGAACUCUGCAAGUGAAGAGACUUCCCUGGAGGAAUGGGACAAAACUUUUAAUGUUAAUUUACGAGGAUUGUUUUUGUGCUGCCAAGCUGCAGGCCGCAUUAUGCUGAAUCAAGGAUAUGGGAAGAUAAUUAACACAGCAUCUAUGGCAAGUUUAAUAGUCCCUCACCCACAGAAGCAGUUGGCGUACAACGCCUCCAAAGCCGGGGUCGUAAAAUUAACACAGACAUUGGGAACCGAGUGGAUUGACAGAGGAGUAAAAGUCAACUGCAUUUCCCCGGGCAUUGUUGACACGCCGCUGAUCCGCUCGCAGGAGCUGCGGCCGCUGGUGCGGCGCUGGCUGGCUGACAUUCCUGCUGGGAGGCUGGCCCAGCCCACGGACCUGCAGGCUGCCGUGGUCUACCUGGCCUCCGAAGCCUCUGACUACAUGACAGGCCACAACCUGGUCAUCGAGGGUGGCCAGAGCCUGUGGUGAGAGGCGUCCUGCAGUCUCCCUUCUCACGGUCCUUGGAAAGUGUUAAUUUGGAGACUUGUAUAAUGCACAGGAAGAAUAAGGCAAAAAAAAAGGGCAAUCUUUCAGUUUUCCAGCAUUUUCGUGUUUUUCACUGCGCAGUCACGUUUCUGUUAAAUUAGUAUUUAAUGAUAUAAAAGUACAUUUACUGCAGUGAGAUUUGGCUAUUAUUUAAGUUUAACAGGGGGCAUUU
Messenger RNA from Melospiza melodia melodia, 1569 nucleotides. RefSeq names its product D-threitol dehydrogenase-like. NCBI's taxonomy places the organism in Eukaryota, Metazoa, Chordata, Aves, Passeriformes, Passerellidae. The record is from RefSeq and is a predicted model, not a curated record. Gene Ontology annotation, molecular function: oxidoreductase activity, acting on the CH-OH group of donors, NAD or NADP as acceptor; O-methyltransferase activity. The transcript is spliced from 9 exons. Bases 6 to 1340 code for a protein of 444 amino acids.